AUGGAGGGCGACAGCUCAGCAGUGUGUCGAAAAGGCACGGGCUUCGUGAGAACGGCAGAUCUGCCCGACGAUGAUGACGAUUCUGAGGCCGAUGACAAGAACGUGACUUUCUCCCCAGAAGUGGAUGGCCUUGGGGAGACAGACGGGGAACCAGUCUGUCGGAAAGGUACAGGUUUCGUCAGAACAGCCGACAUCCCAGAUGACGAUGAUGAUUCUGAGGCUGGAAAGAACGUGACAUUUUCGCCUGAUGUCGAUGGGGGAGACCCAGCAGAGCGCGAAGAAGCAGAAUCUCCCGUCUGUCGGAAAGGCACAGGCUUCGUGAAGAUGACAGACUUGCCGGAUGACGAUGAGGAUUCAGAGGAAGAUCGCGCUGUUCAUUUCUCGCCG
Messenger RNA from Symbiodinium pilosum, 387 nucleotides. The record is from the annotation of a GenBank genome assembly. Lineage: Eukaryota; Dinophyceae; Suessiales; Symbiodiniaceae.